UAUUCUCCAUCUUUUUAAAAAAAAUAUCAGCAAAGGAAACCUUGAAGAUUUUUGUUGCAACUUUGUGACAUGGCCUUACUUGAAUUUUUCACGAGAAAAGAAUAGCAAACGAGUAUUAUAACACACGAGGCACCAUGAAAGACUAACAUUUCCGCCAAAAUAAUCGAGACGACAAGGACGACAAUGGCGCGAAUUGCCGCCAUUACCAAAUUAAUUUUUCAAGUGUUGCCACAUUAACUCCAAUAUUUAAAAAAUUCUCAUUUUAUUUUCCAAAGAAUUUAUCAAAAUUUUUUCUGACUAAUCGGAGCUGCUGGAUAAUAUCAUCAGACACACCAUUUUGUGUGUCAACCUGCAAUAUACGUCAAGGUAUUAAUUAGUUUUGACUUUAGUGUUCAAGUUAUAUAUCCAGCCAGGUGUAUAAAUAGCUUAAGCCUUAACACACAGCCAGAGCUAGUCGCUCAUCAAAUUAGGCUUGUAUAAUUCAACACGACCGUCUAACUUUGGGCUCUCCUGCCUUAUUAGUAACAGGUCCUUUUUAAAAUAAAUUCAAGUUUCAUCUAGACUAUGAUAUUAUACUUGACUCUAUACUGCCUCUACUAUAACUCGGGUGUUGUACACAUUCAUGCGCAUUGCCAGCAGGCAGCAGCCAACGUGUGGAAUAACAGGCGGUGGGGGGUUAUAACAUUUGGACAGUCGCUUCUCAGUUGCCGUUGGACUCGCAUGUCAUCUGCUGCUGCUCUAACUGUGACCAAAUAAUAUCGACCCAAAUUAUUAUUACCAAUCAUUUCAAACAUGUCGACUGAUUGGCCCCGGCGGCGACUGCCGAAUUCAAUCAAAUCCUACUUGAUACUGAUGAUCGCCAUCAAUAACUUCUUGGCGGUGGCCGACGGACUCAAAUUGCUUCAAGUUUCCAUCCCGCCGCUCAAACUGACGGGCCAAACUGCACGACUCGCUUGUCUAUACGAUCUGGAAGGAGAUGCUCUUUACUCCAUUAAAUGGUACAAAGGCGGCCGUGAAUUCUUCCGCUACGUCCAGCGUGAUCAACCGCCAAUGCAAGUUUUUCCCGUCGAAGGCGUAACAGUCGACAAAAGCCAAAGUGAUCAGUUCCAAGUGACGUUGAUUCAAUUAACUGUCGCAUCCGCAGGUCGCUACAAAUGCGAAGUGUCGGUGGACGCCCCAUCGUUCCAGACGUCGUUCAGCACCGUCGAAAUGAACAUUGUCGCUCUGCCUGAAUUUGGGCCCCGGAUCACAUCGAAAGGAAUUUUGGCAUUCGAUUCGAAUUUGGCUAAUAAAAAUGGCAACAACAAUCACCGGUCGCUUCAUUCCUAUUAUUCGAAAAGGAUGACGUCAUCGGCAACAUCAGCAGACGACGAUGAAAUUCAAAUCAACUGCACGUCGAAUCGUUCCAAACCGGCCGCCGAACUUCAUUGGUACGUCAACGGUUUCAAGGUGAAGGGAGAACAUUUGAUGGAGUACGCCCCGUUCAUCGACGACGAUGGACACAAUUCGACAAUGCUGGAAACGUCCGUGUUGGGACUCGUUUGGAAAUUGCCAUCUGGCGGUGCUCACGGAGAAACGUUAACCGACGCUGCUGACUCGAUUGUUUUCAAUUGCACGGCCGCCGUCGGCUCCGUCUAUUGGAGCUCGACGGCUCUGACGCUCAGUCCCGAGCCGGGAGUCAACGUCAAAUCCCGGCCCAUGUUGAUGUAUCACGGGAGCCAUCUGUCGGCCGACGCCCUACCUACUACCAGUCGCAAGUCGACGACGCCCUUCAGCAUUCUUCUCUCUUCAUUAUUGAUCCUCACAGCUCAUUAUUAACUAAACGAUUUUAUAAAACGAUGAAAUAUUUUGAAAUUUAAUCGAAUUUCAUUUCUAUUUUCCGGAAUUUUUGUACAUACACGUCCCCUGAUUCUUUUUAAAACUAUUUCUUUUAUCCGACAUUAUUUUUUCUCUGUUCAAAUUUCAAACUAAUUCAAUAAUCUUUGUAAAUCAUUUCAGUCAUUUCAUUUUGAUGUGGGUAAUUUCAUUCCAACGUAAAACCGAUGAAACGUCAUCGACAAUUUGUAUAUUUUAACUCGGCAGCACAUGUAUGCGCACAUUGUUUGAUAAACGAAUAAUAA
Messenger RNA from Daphnia pulicaria, 2120 nucleotides. RefSeq lists its product as uncharacterized. Bases 793 to 1818 code for a protein of 341 amino acids. The transcript is spliced from 7 exons. NCBI's taxonomy places the organism in Eukaryota, Metazoa, Arthropoda, Branchiopoda, Diplostraca, Daphniidae. The record is from RefSeq and is a predicted model, not a curated record.